UACCGCGUUCGUCUUCGAGUGGUGUGUUGAUUUCCGCGAUAUAUUUCCAUAAAAAUGAUGGUUGACGACGAACAGAGGCUGCGAGAUGCCCAAUUGGAGUAUCUUAACUUCCUGGACGACGAGGAGGACCAAGGUGUGUACACGAACCAUGUCAAGGAUAUGAUCUCAGAGGGCAGUCGCCGGAUAUUGGUGAACAUAAACGACUUAAGACGCAAGAAUGUUGGCCGGGCACAAGCCUUGCUUCGAAAAGCCGACGAGGAGAUCCUGGCUUUCAACAGGGCCUUGAAGGAGUUCAUCGCGUCAAUCCAGCCGGACUUAGCUAAAGUCGAGGAGAAUUUCUACGUCGGAUUCGAUGGAUGCUUCGGGGACAGAUACUUGACUCCUAGGACGCUAACUUCAAAGUACAUUGGCAGUCUCCUUUGUGUCGAAGGCAUCGUCACCAAAGUUUCACUUGUCCGACCUAAAAUUAUGCACAGCGUCCACUACUGUCCAGCUACAAAGAAAAUUAUCGAACGAAAGCAUUCAGAUCUCCUAUCGCUCGAAGGAGCAACAAACAGAGGUGCCUAUCCCACUAAGGACGAAGAUGGAAACCUUUUGGAGACCGAGUUCGGUCUCUCAGUUUACCGAGAUCAUCAAGUCAUCACUUUACAAGAAAUGCCUGAAAACUCACCGGCAGGACAACUCCCGCGUUCAGUUGACAUCAUUUGCGACGAUGAUUUGGUGGAUCAGUGCAAGCCAGGUGACCGUAUCAAGGCCGUAGCCAGCUACCGCUGCAUCCCAUCGAAAAACGGUGGAUUCACGUCCGGAACAUUCCAAGCGGUCCUCAUUGCAAACAGCAUUGCGCAGAUGAAUAAGGAAACUGAUCUCUCGAUCUCGCGGGAGGAGGUCAAUCUCUGCAAGAAACUGGCCAAGGACUCUGAUAUCUUUGAGUUGCUUUCGAAGAGCUUGGCACCGUCUAUCCAUGGCCAGCAUUACGUGAAGAAGGCGAUUUUGUGUUUGCUGCUUGGUGGCACGGAGAAGAACUUGAUGAAUGGCACUCGGCUGAGAGGAGACAUAAAUAUUCUGUUGAUAGGCGACCCUAGUGUUGCGAAGUCACAGCUGUUGCGCUAUGUUCUGCUCAUCGCUCCAAGGGCGAUUCCGACUACUGGUCGAGGAUCGAGUGGUGUCGGUUUAACGGCUGCGGUAACCACUGAUCAAGAGACUGGAGAAAGGAAGUUGGAAGCUGGUGCUAUGGUUCUGGCAGAUCGGGGAGUCGUUUGCAUUGAUGAGUUUGAUAAAAUGAGCGAUAUCGACAGGACGGCAAUACACGAGGUAAUGGAACAAGGUCGGGUUACAAUAUCAAAAGCUGGUAUUCACGCUUCCCUAAACGCUCGUUGUUCAGUGUUAGCCGCUGCAAAUCCUGUUUAUGGAAAGUACGAUCAAUACAAAACUCCAAUGGAGAACAUUGGAUUGCAGGAUUCGCUGUUGACUAGGUUCGAUUUGCUUUUCGUAAUGUUGGAUAACAUCGACAAAGAAAAUGAUAAAACCAUUGCAGACCAUGUAGUUAGGAUGCAUCGUUACAGAAAUCCUCUAGAACAAGAUGGAGAAGUUACGUGCACAGGUUCAUCUUACGAGGAUACCCUGUCCAUGGCUAACAAUGUAAAAGAAGAAAAACAAGGGAUCGCUAUUUACGAAAAGUACAACGCUUCUUUGCAUGGAAAGUUACGUUCCAAAAGUGAAAAGGUCCUAACAGUUGAUUUCAUGCGAAAAUACAUUCACAUUGCGAAAUGUUUGAAACCAAAACUCAGCGAGCAGGCAUGUGAAGUGAUUGCCAAUGAAUAUUCAAGGCUCCGAACUCAAGAAAUCAUGGAAUCGAACGUUAUGCGUACCCAACCAGUGACUGUGCGAACUUUGGAAACAUUGAUCCGUUUAGCGACGGCCCACGCUAAGGCCAGACUAUCAAAUAUCGUGACCUCACAAGAUGCCAAAAUCGCAAUCGAACUAGUACAGUACGCCUACUUCAAGAAAGUCCUAGAGAAAGAGAAACGUAAGCGUAAUCGCGACGACGAGGACGACAGUAGCAAGGCCGACGAUAACGAAACAACAGAUUCAGAACCUGCUUCGACCACAAAACGACACAAGCCUGAAGAUACCAUGCUGCAAGACAGCGAGGAAACCACCACAGAUAUUGUGGACAGAGACGAAGCCGCCACCCCUGCUAAGAGCCGCCGUUUGGAAAGUACAACCGGUGAAAGUAAAACCACGAGGAGUAGUACACAAACAAUAUCGAAAGAACGUUUGGAAAUUUUCAAAACCAACUUGAGCUCCUGCUUCCGUAAAAUGAGGGAACAAAGUUUGCCAAAGCAGACACUGGUUGAACAUAUCAAUGAAAAUGUCUCGGAUGCAUUUUCUGAAGGAGAAAUCGAUGCAGCAAUCAGUCAAAUGACUGAGGACAAUCAAAUUAUGUUAGCAGAUGGGGUUGUUUUCCUGAUCUAGAGGUUUUUUCCGUUUAAUAAGAUCUUUUGGUCUAGUGUAUGUAGCCUGUUAAGUUCCGUAUUUAUAGACUCAAACUGGUAUUUCGUUUUGUAUUCUAUAGUGACACAAAUCUACUGUUCAUUAAAGUUUGUACCAUGUUUAUA
Molecule: messenger RNA, 2618 nt
Organism: Hermetia illucens (black soldier fly)
Lineage: Eukaryota; Metazoa; Arthropoda; Insecta; Diptera; Stratiomyidae
Gene: Mcm3
Product: DNA replication licensing factor Mcm3
Exons: 7
Coding region: 55-2475 (806 amino acids)
Biological process (GO): mitotic DNA replication initiation; DNA strand elongation involved in DNA replication; DNA replication
Cellular component (GO): MCM complex; nucleus
Molecular function (GO): ATP binding; single-stranded DNA binding; single-stranded DNA helicase activity
Source: RefSeq, a predicted model, not a curated record